Messenger RNA from Fomitopsis serialis, 868 nucleotides. RefSeq lists its product as uncharacterized. Lineage: Eukaryota; Fungi; Basidiomycota; Agaricomycetes; Polyporales; Fomitopsidaceae. The record is from RefSeq and is a predicted model, not a curated record. The annotation marks the transcript as partial. The transcript has 5 exons.
CUGCUACUGACACCAGCAGUAGUCAAGCAGUGCAACGGACCUAGUGGACACCUUACUGCCAGCAUUCUUUCGCGUUACAAUUGUGUUCUCGCUCAACUGCCAUAUGUGCUGAACACGGACCCAUGCCUCUUGAGAGUGGUGUUGUGACCGAGUCGUCUUUCAGCUCGGCGGUGAGGUCGAAGGAGACGCGCCCUACAGUGAGGCGGCGCGUGUCAGACGGCGCUGCACGGAGAAGUAGGAACGACCACGAGCCACACCGUGUUGCGCAUUCGCGAGUCCGCACAUUGGAUGGCGACGUGACCAGGCCUACAAGCUCCCAUCCUCUCGCAUCACCAAGUAGUAGCAGAGCGGUCAAAGACUUUGUCGCUGGCCUCCUGUCCGCUCAUGACACCCGUCCACACAUGAAACGCGUCCUCAGCGACACGGAGGCUCCGUCAAACAGCGGGAAUGGGUCUUCGGACGCAAUUGACGACCAGGCAAUAGAGCCGAAGACUAGAGAGGAGGAGGUGGUGGUAAUUCUACAUGAGGUCACGUCGAACGAUUCUCUUCCUGGUGUUGCCCUCAAAUACGGCGUAUCGCUUCCCGACCUUCGUCGGUGGAAUCAACUCUGGCCAUCAGAUCCAGUACAUCUACGCAAAGUGCUCUACAUUCCCCUAGACAAAGCACGACACGUGAAACACUUCCACACUACACUAAUAGAGGUAGACGGUGGUGCUGAUGCUCCCAGCCCAGCCUCUUUACUGGCUGAGAACAUCGUGGGGACAGCGAAUCAUAAUGUCCCGCCCUUAACCGUCGUCCGCAUCCCGGUGUCGCAGAUGUCAUUCUUCCCUCCCCCGUCUACUCCGCUGUCUUCGAGAAGUAUCUCAGA